AUGUCAAGGAUGCAAAUUCGUCAUACGAGUGAAACUAAAAGUGAGACUGAGCGAAAAAUAGGAGUAGUUGGAGCAGGUCAAAUGGUGCAAUCAACAUUAUUAUUAUGUCGACUCAAUAAUGAUGACGUUUUCACUAACUUUCUAAUCUUUCGCCAGGGAUUAGGGAUUGCUCUGGUAGCUGCAAAUAUUGCAAAAUUACCCGUCAAAAUUUUAGAUGCUAAUCCUGAACAAAUAAAAAAAGGACUGGCAUUCAUAGAUAUUGCCAAGAAUCGAAUUACGCGUGAUCAUGCUAAUGCCACAAAGUCACGCAUCACCACAGUAAAUGACAUUUCCGCCUUUAAUGAUUUAGACUUUGUGAUCGAAGCUGUCUCGGAAAAUGUUGAUCUAAAAUGUUCAAUUUUCAGCGAAUUGGACAAAGUCACCAAAUCUGAUGCGAUUUUAGCAACAAAUACCAGUAGUAUUAGUAUAACAAGGAUUGCUGCAGCGACAAAAAAACCUGAAAAGGUGAUAGGAAUGCAUUUUAUGAAUCCUGUACCAGUUAUGAAAUUAAUUGAAAUCAUUCCUGGACUGGCCACUUCUGAUCAAACUCGCAAUACCACACUUUCACUUGCAACAGAAAUGGGUAAAACCUGUACAAAGUCCCAAGAUGUACCUGGGUUUGUAGCAAAUCGCAUAUUAAUGCCAUAUAUUAAUGAGGCCGUGAUGGUGUUAGAACAGGGAAUUUCGUCACGUGAGGAUAUUGACGCAACAAUGAAACUUGGAACCAAUAGUCCUAUGGGGCCACUCACACUGGCAGAUUUCAUUGGAUUAGACACAUGUCUUGCAAUUAUAAAAGUCCUUCAUCAAGAGAUUGGCGAUACAAAGUAUAGACCAGCAGUCUUACUACAAAAAUAUGUGGAUGCUGGAUGGCUUGGUAGGAAAUCUGGUCGAGGAUUUUACGAGUAUUAA
Molecule: messenger RNA, 948 nt
Organism: Ambispora gerdemannii
Lineage: Eukaryota; Fungi; Glomeromycota; Glomeromycetes; Archaeosporales; Ambisporaceae
Source: the annotation of a GenBank genome assembly